CGGUGUCCGGUGGCGGUUCGGUCGCGCUCGAUAGACGGGAGAGGGGUUUCGAAACCGUCAUCGCUCGCGCGCCGCGACGCGAUCGAGUGCAUGCCCUCGGAGCCGGCUCGAGGUUCGCAGGGGAAAGACCUCGAGCGCGUUGUCGACUCACCCCCGACGAAGAGACGGUGAGCCCCGCCGGGGACCCGGAGCCAUGGGGUGCGCGUCGCAGUGUGCCAAGUACUUCCUCUGCUUCUUCAACUUCGUCUUCUUCGUCGCCGGGGGAGCGGCGCUCGCCGUGGGGAUAUGGCUGGUGGCCGACCGGAGCUCCUUCGCCAACCUCGUCGGCAAGGUCGACCAGACCGACGUGCUGACCAAGACGGAUGCGGACGUUAUCAGGAUGAUCGCCUAUAUCCUGAUAGUGGCGGGAACGCUGACGUUCGUUGUCAGCUUUCUGGGAUAUUGCGGAGCCAUGUUCGAGUCUAGGUGUCUCCUCUGCGUCUACGGCGUUCUGAUUCUGGUGGUCCUGGUCCUGGAGUGCGUCGUCGUUGGUCUUGCCUUCGGACUGAAUGAAGACGCUGGAGAGGCUACGAGGGACAUCCUCAAAUCCACCAUCAAGUAUUACGCCGGAAACGCGGAUCAGGCCGAAACGGUGACCGUCACCUGGGACGGCAUCAUGACGCAGCUUCACUGUUGCGGGGUGGAGAGCUACUUGGACUUUCGCGAAAGCGCCAAUUGGACCGCGACUGGGAAAUUGGUCCCCGAAGCCUGCUGUAUAAAGGAAAACGGAGUCCCGAAGGAGCCCUCCUGCCCCCUCAGCCCGACGGAGGCGAACUCAUAUUACAAGACGGGAUGUUACAAGGCGAUAGUGGAUGCUAUCGCGGAAAAUGCGGCGAUAGCGAUCGGAGUGGCAGCUGGAUUGGUCCUCGUGGAAAUCUUGGUGACAGUGUUGGCACUGUACUUGGCAUGCUGCUAUUGGCGUCCUCAACAUGUUUAUCGAUGCGUAGAGCCGUCUUUCAAGGAGUAAUACGUCACGCUCGGAUCAAAUUAAGCCGGGGCUCGACUUUCGAGGAUCUCUUCGAAAGAGAGAGAAAAAUAGAAAAAAAAAAAAAUACAGCAAAAGCGCAAUGAACGAAGUACGAUUUACGUUACGAUUACAUAGAGGUGGUUUACUGGCACGUUCAUCCUAGUACGAAUCUUCGGUGGACCGGCUACGCACCUUGGAUCGAGAAAAAUGAUCGCAGGCGAUGUGCCGCGAGUUGUUAGAAGCGUUGCAUCGCUUGCACGGAUCUUCCAGCUCCGUUAGAUUCUCUUCCACUCGUCGUUCGAGCGAGUAUCCGCGUUGAGGGGGAAAAAAAAAAGGUUAUUUCUUUACCCUCCAGCCGACUCGGUUCUUCGGGGUGAUCCCGAGUCUUCGGAAGUCCCUUAUUGACCCCUCAUAUUUUGUACAAUAUAUUUUUUUCUCAACGGGUCUAAACCGGUCCCUUUUACAAAGAUCCUGAAAAAUCCGAUGGACUUUAUAAGGAAAAGGAAAUCAUUUUCGAGCAUGCAAAAUGGGUUUUCCGGAAACUCUUCUCUCAAGCGAAUGUUUCCCUCGCACGGUUUUAACUCAGCCUCUCCGUUGACGUUGCUUCUCGAUAUGUAUCAUUGACAAAAGGCGUAUUCUCUUCUAGCUUGUGUAGACGUGUCUUCGAGGCAGGCCUGGUGAGGCGAUACGGUGGUGGUGAAAAGUGAGGAUGAUAUGGUGGGGGUUCGGUGUGUCAAGUAAGAAUUAGGUGGAGGUGUCAAUUGACGGUUGACCUCGCCUCUCGGCUGGUAGCUUUGCUCGGUUGUCACCUUCGGAAGAGGAGAACUCCAUAGCACGGGGCAUGGCGGCUUCUACGUGCAUGACGGUUAAGCGCACUUUUUGCCAAUUACUUUUUCUCCUUUUAAUUACUUUACUUUCGGCUCGUGCUUCGCGGAGGAUAAUUUUUCUUUUCGAGCGGAAGCUCUUCGAGCAUCCGUGAGUCGUCGUAAAAAUUGUCCUUCGCGAAGCCGGAACAAAAUACAUUGGCACAAGCUGUCGCAAAAUUGUCAGCCCGGACGAGAGCAAUUUAUCGCUCGGCCGAUAGGAACGAACGUGCAUGAAAACGUUGUCGAUAUUAACUAUCCCCGACGCGGUUCAAUUAUACCGAUCAAUUCGCACGAGGGUACGCGCUGGUCAGUUACGUCAAGAUUCGUUGCACAACCUGCUCGUUGGAUCGCUAUCGUUAAUUUGCAUUAGCACUCGGCCGGCGUGUCGGUCACGUCUGGAAAUCCCUGUAAGACUCGUUACUUCGAGUACGAAGUAUCGAAAACGAAUCACUUAACGGGUAUAAUUAGACCCUGACGAACGUGGCACUACCGACAAGGUAAAGCUUCUCAACGACGCGUAUUUUUCCACUCUUGACCACUUGUGCCAAUGCACGCGAAUCGAUACUCCUAAGCGCAGGAAAAGGUUCACGCUCUAGAAACGUCGAAUUUUCUUCCGAUCUUCCGUGAAAGGACGAGAACCGUGAAUGUCGUCUGUCCGUUUGGCGGCAAAACUGAGUUAAUAAUUAAAGAAAAUGCUAAGAAUGAUCAGCGAAAGCGCGAGUUUCGGGGUAGGAGGAAUCGCGGAUCGUUCUUUUUUUCCCCCUUAUUCGCGUUGACGUUCAUGCCUUACACUUUAGUUGUUUUCGUUCCAGUGUUAACUUGUUGGUGCUGCUGCUGACGAGGCACUAAGAGCAUGGAACCGUUGAGUAGAGCCUCCUAGCAUAUUCGCACGUUGAGCCCGUAGAGCUUGCUUGAAAGUCCAUGCCUAGGCUUCCCGAGGCUGGUCGAAGCCGAAGACGAGACCCGUCCUCCUCUUUUCCAUUAAUCGUUAAACCAACUUUCCGAGAUGGAAAGCGCGCGAUAAGGCACCGCCGGCUGCUUCCAGCCUGAGAUUACGAAGAAAGCGUCAUUUAAUCGCCGAUGGCUCCGAAGCAGGGUACAUGCAAUCUUUCGAUUUAUUUCGAAGCGUUCGUUCGACCGGCGAAAGAUAAAUUAAUCUUGCUUUAUAUCGAUUUGAAGCGAGAAUCCACCGAUUAGUCGGUGUUCCAUCGGUAGCGUAGAGACGCGAUGGAUAAAUGUAAAGUAAAGAUUUAUAUGAACUCUGCUCUCCGAAGUCGGUUUCGGGCAAAAAGUCUCUCUUGCUGUCGAUUUUUGUUUCUCGUGGGAAACUUCGCGUUCCUCGGCUGCGCCACCUUCUCUCGUCCCUCUCGUCGCUUUGGUGGUUCUUUGAGACCGUUUCUGCCGUUUCCAAUCUUUCCAAUUUUCAAUCACCCCCCGGAAAGGGCUUUUUCGGGUUGGUACGUCCCGUUGAAUAUCUCUAUAUCGAGAACUCUCGCGUAAAUUCCGUGGAUUUUGGUUUUGGACGUCGACCUCUAAAGAGCGGCGCAGCCGAGUCCGAAGAUUUCGUUAAAUUUCGAGAACGAAGCGGAGGACGGAUUUUCAAAAAAUGAAAUUUCGAGACUCCGUGAUUUACCUAACCGCUCGCAGAAACCAUGAAGUCUCGUUGUCUGUCUUAUACAGAGAUAAGUUUACAGUUUAUUGAGCGCUUAUUUUCUAUACUAUUUAACCUUCGUUAUUAAUUUUGUUAUAGGUUAAUUACGCAACAACCAACAAAUAACGGGGAGCUUUUCUUUAGGGUCGUUCGAAAGUUUUCGGGUGAUGAGAAAACGAUUUGACGAAUCCAAAAUCGACACCCGACAAUUUUAAGAAUUGCUGGAGAACGGUUGUCCUUGUUAUUUGUGGUUGUCGCGAGUCGCUGAUACGCGAAAUUUUUUGAAAAUGCUUGUUUUCUUGUACUGUACAGUCCAGGAUAGGCUUUUAGCGUUAAUUCGCGCGAAUUUUCUCUCUGCAUUAUAAUGCGCACUAAGAUUGUAUUUAUUUUUAACUGUCCUCGCAGUAUUUGUCUUUGUACAGUGUAAGGCACCAAAUGAACGAUUUUUCGUCGUGUUUAAUUUCUCGAAAUAAGGAAAAAGAAAAAAAAGAAGUCUAAGAGACUAUUUCCGUUUUCCUUCGCUGGAGCUGAGCUCGGGGAGUUCCGGGAUUUCGAAAAUCGCUAAAAGAUGAACUUUUAGCUGACCUCUCUGGUUUCGCGAGAUUUUCUCGAAAAAAAAAAUUCUCUCGGCUUAAAUUUAAAAUUGAGCUCUUGUUUUACACAACCGACAACGAAAAUUUAGUAAACUCAAUUUUGAGCUCGGUCGAGUCUGCCGUUGAUUUGUUGCUCGGUAUUUCGGAAAGGUCAGAUUUUUGUUAAUAGCUCAUCGUAACAAGAUCCGCGAGGAAAACCGGGCUUUCGCGGUCAAUCACGGCGAAUGUUAUAAUUUUUUGUUAAGCUCCUCGAAGAAAUUUCCGCCGAGUCGUUCAUCCGGAUAAGGUGUACAGAUCGCCAGAUAUUCGUUUACGGAAGGUAUUUCCGUAAAGCCGGCGAUUCACUAAGGAUAGACUGUGAAACGAGAACUGGACAGUUGGCGUUGAUAUUAACUCUAAUUUAUUAUUUAAGUCCGAAAAGUUACUGUCCGUUAAUCAAUCGCUUUCGUACGAGGUCGCGCACAGAAUUUUUUCUCAAAAAGGGCAACCCUCUCGGUCUAACUCGAGAAACCACGAUCGGGGAUGGGUAAAAGACUGUUUCGAGUGGAUAUUUUGUUGUUUAUUUAGAGGAAAAAAAUGGAAAUACUAUUUCAGAGGAACGGUACUUUACCCAUAUCCGACAUUCGAUGUACCAAGUUGGGGUAUAUCGAAUCGUAAUCAGGGAAACGCGCUGCGUACUGUAUUCACAUUUCUAUACAGAGACUGAUAUAUACCUGACCUAAUAAAAAUGUAUAUACUUGACCCGCGAUUAUCGAUAUACGGUUAUACAUUGCGAAAUGCAUUAAUACUAUAAUUAUACCUUAAUUCGUCUACUAUAAUUACAUUUAACGGUAACGUGUCGCAGUAGCAUUGAUUUGUUAAGAUUAUUGAAUGUUUUUUGUAAAAACUGUACACACGGAUUUAAAAUUAAAAAGUUUUAUAUUA
Molecule: messenger RNA, 5040 nt
Organism: Orussus abietinus
Lineage: Eukaryota; Metazoa; Arthropoda; Insecta; Hymenoptera; Orussidae
Gene: Tsp66E
Product: tetraspanin-1
Exons: 9
Coding region: 194-1006 (270 amino acids)
Cellular component (GO): membrane
Source: RefSeq, a predicted model, not a curated record